AGUAGAGAGCGAGCUAAACGUCACUGGAUUGAACUGCGUCUGUUGGAAAGGGUUCAAUAUUGGUAAAAUCGCAGUAUUUAAUCGCAAUACCAGUGCCUAAAAUGGACUUUGUUCCACCAGCCACUGUGGCAGGUAGAGGGGGUGGGGGAAAGUCGACCAUCCAAUCAGAUUUUCUGCCAGCCAAAAUUAUAUAUUUUUCGUCAUAAUUGCAUUAAAAAAAACAUGCUCAUGCUUUGUAAUGUUUCUACAACAAAAAAUGAAUUAAGUAAUGUGGUAUAUUUCUAAAUCUAAUAAAACAUGUUUUAACUUGUCUUUUAACCAAAAUAUAAAGGCUGGAGGUUACCGUGUUAACGGGCGGUGAGGUGAGUGAUCUGACUCGGGCGUCGCUUCACUAUCAUUUAAAGCAGCAGACUCCAAACUAACGUUGAAAAAUAUCUGAGCUUGUGAACUAUACUAUAUGAAAAGUCAAACACGAGGACAUAGUCUCACUUUGUAGACUUUAUAGUAAAUUAGACCCAAGUUUAUGCCUGUGCGCAGCGCCUCCAAAAAUGAAUAUAUCCGCACUUUACUGUGUUGCUGCGUGAGGUGGGAUAUAGGAUUUGUAUUUCUUUGUGCGCACAAAGAAAUAAGAAUCCUAUAUCACACCUCACACAGCAACACUGCCCGGGAGGAGAGCUAUUUACACCGAGGAAAGUGCUGAUUCUCCUGCUGCCUCCCUUUCAGCAUUGCACAUUUACUGCCACUGUAGCUCAGUUCCACCUCAAAGUUUGCAUUUCAUCUUCUAAUUUAACUUCUAUGUAUUGCCAACUGUUACGUGCGGCGCACUUUAUAUAUCGGGGGCAGAUCAUUUGAAAGCUGCAUCUCUCCUGCUGACCGCAUUGUAGCCUAGCUGAAUAUCUAAGGCAAUAUCAAGCUCUAGUACACCGUUAGUGAAUUUUAAUGAGCAUCUAUCUAGCCUUAUUACUGUUAUGAAAUGCAAAGUGUGUGGGCUGUUCUACGUUCACUUUGACGAUUUUCUAGUUGGUGAACAAACAGCCAUGGGAAAUUCUCCCAUGGUAACAGGAGGCAUUUGAACUCUGAUUCAGUCCUUGUUCUUGUUUUUUUUCUUUGUCACAGAUGUUGCGCUUGAGUAAACAGCGACUUGAAUCCCAGACAAGUUUAUUUCAACUCUAGAGGGAGGAAAAUAUGUGAUCGGAAACAGUUAUGUGAAUACUGUACAUUACAUGGGUAGUGUGUGUCACUGUGUGCAGUAUGUUCGUGCGCACUACGGAUGUGUGUGUUCCUAUAACAAAGACCUUGUUCUGACUUCUAAGGCCCCCACUACUUUGUUCCCAGACCCAGUAGCCAGGCACCGUGCCUGUUAGUGGAAAAACAGUUGGUCACAAGACCUUGCUGUAGCAUUCAUUAGCACUUUUCCACGCUAUCCGCUACCCAGAAACACAUCCUUCUUCAACUCCUCCUCCACUACGGCUUGUGGCUCAGAGACGCUGUAGAGAAACUCUAGACUUGCUACCACAUUGUACCUCCUUCUUGUCGAGAGAGUACAGCUGAUCAAGAACAAUGAUGACCAUCAGCUGAGAGCCUCUGACAGUGGCCUUGUUUAGUGACGUGCUGCUUCUACCCGUCUCCAUCCUUCUACCCCGGUCUCCAGUCCUUCACCCUCUACUUUGUUCUUGUCUCCAGUCCUUCACCCUCUACUUUGUUCUUGUCUCCACUCCAUCUUUCUGUCCUCAAUCCCUCCACCCUGGUCUCUGCCUCAACCCUCCACCUUAUUCCUACCCUCCCCGAACCAUCACCAUGGGGGCUGAGAAAGACGCAGACACCAUUUUGACUGGCUCCAUGCGUAUGAAGCAGGAAAUCUCCCUGCUCCAAGGGGUCUGCCUCAUUGUGGGAAGCAUGAUCGGCUCAGGCAUCUUCAUCUCCCCCAAAGGGGUGCUCUUCUACACAGGCUCCUUCGGCCUGUCCCUGGUGGUGUGGGCCAUCGGUGGGGUCUUCUCUGUUUUCGGGGCCCUGUGCUACGCUGAGCUGGGAACCACCAUCCGCAAGUCUGGGGCCAGCUAUGCCUACAUCCUGGAGUCCUUUGGUGGCUUCACGGCUUUCAUUAGGCUGUGGUCGUCCCUGAUGAUCGUGGAGCCAGCAGGCCAGGCUGUCAUAGCCCUCACCUUCUCCAACUACCUGGUGCAGCCCUUCUACCCCACGUGCUCAGCCCCCUACGAUGCUGUGAAACUCAUAGCAGCAGCCAUCAUCAGUCUCCUGACGUGUGUGAACUGUAUGAAGGUGAAGUGGGGGGCCAUUCUCCAGGUGGUCUCUACAGUAGCCAAGGUCCUGGCCCUCAUUGUCAUCAUCAUUGCUGGGAUGAUCAAGCUGGGACAAGGCCAGACGCAGAACUUUGAGGAUUUGUUUAAGGGUUCUAAAGUGAACCCUGGGGACAUGGCCCUGGCUCUGUACGCUGCGCUCUACUCCUACUCGGGCUGGGACGCACUCAACUUCAUCACCGAGGAGAUCAAGAACCCGAAGAGGAACCUCCCAUUGGCAAUAGGGAUCUCCAUGCCCAUCGUCACAGUGAUCUACAUUCUGACUAAUAUAGCAUACUACACCGUUAUGGAUGCUGGCACUGUGCUGGCCAGUGAUGCUGUGGCUAUGACUUUUUCUGAUUUGGUCCUGGGCUGGGCUCGGUGGCUGAUCCCCUUGUCAGUGGCCAUCUCCUGUUACGGAGGACUCAACUCCUCCAUCAUUGCUGUCUCCAGGCUGUUCUUCGUGGGCUCCAGGGAGGGCCAUUUACCCAACGUCCUCUGCAUGAUCCACGUCGAGCGCUACACCCCCAUCCCAGCACUGCUCUUCAACGGAGGCAUGUCUCUGAUCUACCUGUGCGUGAAGGACGUGUUCCAGCUCAUCAACUACUUCAGCUUCAACUACUGGCUGUUCAUCGGCCUCUCCAUCGCCAGCCAGAUAUACCUCCGGUUCAAGGCUCCCAACAUGCCCCGGCCUGUCAAGCUCUCUCUGUUCUUCCCUAUAGUGUACUGCCUAUGCAGUGUGUUCCUGGUGGUAGUACCUCUCUACAGUGAUACCAUCAACUCUCUGGUUGGUAUCGGGGUGGCUUUGUCUGGAGCUCCAGUGUACUACAUCUGUAUCCACCUUCCCCCCUCCUCCAGGCCUACCUUCCUGGGCAGGAUGCUCGAUGCGAUCUCCCUGAACACCCAGAAGCUGUGCCUGUGCUGUGUGGCCUCACGUGACCUAGACCUGGACAACAUCCCUGAGGAGAAGCUGGAGUGAGGGAUGAAAGGAGGUGUAGAGGGAUGGAGGUAGAUACUGAGCCAAAGGUGGAAACAAGCAGACCACAAUCACAGCUACACUCAUUCUGCGCCAAUGAUGAACAUUUGUUUUGAAUGAAUUUUUUGCCAGGACUUUAUUAUUAAUAAUGUGUGCUUGUCCUAUGGGACUGUACAGUGUGUGUGUGUUCAGUGCUGAGGAAAGCCACUAUCUAGUGCCGGUGGACUCUGACAACCACAUGCAUGCAGCAUAAUGUAGGUCACUCCUACUGGUUACACCUAUGGAGACGAUCAACCAUGGGAGUUUAACCAUUUAACAACGUAAGAAUUUCAAAUGGAGAUUUGAACAGGCCCUACUGACCAUUUAGGAGGAGUAGGUUUUCAUCAGCAGGACCUACUGAAUAAAGCUAGUGGAGAAUUGAUAUUUGUUUAUAUUAAAUUAGUUUUUUGUUUUGAAAGAUGGAAGUGUCAGUCAAAGAUGCCCAUUCUGUCCAUACUUUACUUGCACUAGGCCAGUUGGUGUGUGUACACAAACUGCCUGUCUGAUUGUUUACUGGUCAUUGAAGAUUUCUCCAACUUAGUGGCUGUCAAGUGACUGACUCAUGUACUAUAUGGAAACUGCCAUGGGUUGAGCCAUUAUGACAGACGGUGAAUUUUUAUUUUAUUUCAUCUUUAUUUAACUAGGCAAGUCGAUUUAAGAACAAAUUCUUAUUUUCAAUGAUGGCCUGAACAAACUCCCUUGUUCAGGCCAGGAUAUGUUUCCAAUAAUAUACAGAGGACUGGUCUCAAUGUUUUUUGUAUUUUUAUUUUUUAUAAAAAAAUAUACCCAUUAGAUGGCGAUCCUAUUCAUGACAUCUCUGCCAUAGACUUGCCAUGGUGUCAUGCAUGUCUUGCUCUCUGUUUUUUUUAUAGACCUAGAAAUCCUACGACAUGAAUUUGGUAGGAUCCAAUGCUGUAAAUAUGCACAUUCAUGCAAUUUGGAUAAACAUAUGAUGCAGGAUUAGAGGAAUGCAACAUCUCCUUUAUAAUGCAAUUCAUUGAGAAGCCAGAUCAAAUAUUAAAGCUACUGGCUGAGACAUAUUUGAUUUCUAUGCACCAUCUAGUGGUAGUUUUAUGAACUUCAGGUUGUUGAGAGCAUGUCAAUGUUGUGGAUCACUGCACUUGGGGCACUUGCAUCCAAAAGUUGUUGUUCUGAAUGCGCUGUCUCCUAUUGGUGUAUGCAUGUAUGUUGUCAUUGGAAAUUUGCUUUAAAGGGGCAAUCAGCAGUUUAAACUAUAACAAUGUGGCGCAGUGGUCUAAGGCACUGCAUCUCAGUGCUAGAAGUGUCACUACAGACACCCUGGUUCGAAUCCAGACUGUAUCUCAACCGGCCGUGAUUGGGAGUCCCAUAGGGUGGUGCACAAUUAACCCAGCGCAUUCUGGGUUUAGCCCUGUAGGCUGUCAUUGUAAAUAAGAAUUUGUUCUUAACUGACUUACCAAGUUAAAUAAAAGGGGUACUCCCUGCCCCUGUUUUGGUAAAAAGCUGAGGGAGAAAUAUAGCCACUCAAAUUCAUAGACGGUGCUAUGGAUGCAAGGACUGACCAUCCAUGAUAUCAAAAUGAUAGUCUUAACCAUUUUGAGGCCGUUUGUUUACAUUUACUUUGUUUACAAACAAAAUGUAAGGUUUUUCUCGGUUCUGAUGGUGAACAUCAGUUGAACUAAGCUCAUCAGGCAUUUAUAAUUUAUAUUCUUCAAGAAUCAAUGGGUACAUAUCAUUCAUUUAUAACUUAUAUUCUUCAAGACUCAAUGGGUACAUAUCAUUCAUUUAUAAUUUAGUAUUCUUCAAGAAUCAAUGGGUACAUAUCAUUCAUUUAUAACUUAUAUUCUUCAAGAAUCAAUGGGUACAUAUCAUUCAUUUAUAAUUUAUAUUCUUCAAGAAUCAAUGGGUACAUAUCAUUCAUUUAUAAUUUAGUAUUCUUCAAGAAUCAAUGGGUACAUAUCAUUCAUUUAUAAUUUAGUAUUCUUCAAGAAUCAAUGGGUACAUAUCAUUCAUUUAUAAUUUAGUAUUCUUCAAGAAUCAAUGGGUGCAUAUCAUUAAUUUAUAAGUCCAACAAUCGAUGUAGCAACUGCAUAUUGACCCUUUUUAAUAAAUGAUCGAAUUCCAUCUAAA
Molecule: messenger RNA, 5418 nt
Organism: Oncorhynchus kisutch (coho salmon)
Lineage: Eukaryota; Metazoa; Chordata; Actinopteri; Salmoniformes; Salmonidae
Product: Y+L amino acid transporter 2-like
Exons: 10
Coding region: 1798-3273 (491 amino acids)
Biological process (GO): amino acid transmembrane transport
Cellular component (GO): membrane
Molecular function (GO): basic amino acid transmembrane transporter activity; L-amino acid transmembrane transporter activity
Source: RefSeq, a predicted model, not a curated record